CCGGAGGUGAAAGCCGGCUCUAGCCUUGCGGCAGGCCUGGGAGAAGUACCUGGGCUCCCGACACGUCACAUCGCAGGGAGUCUGGACCAGCCCAAGGCCCCAGCAUUACCUGAUGCAGUUGAUAGCCUUGGCAUGGCUUUAAACUCAGGAUCUGCGCCGAGCACUGGACCUUACUAUGAAAAUCAUGGGUACCAACCGGAACACCUCUAUCCUGCACAGCCAUCGCCCACGGCGCCCCAUGUCUACGAGGUGUAUCCGCCUCCGUACUACCCGCCAGCUGUGCCCCAGUAUGCCCCAAGAGUUCCUACACAGGCCUCGGCACCCGUCGUCCACACACAGCCCAAGUCCCCGGGGACUUGCACCUCAAAGACGAAGCGGAUACUGUGCCUCAUCCUGGUCCUGGGGGCUGUCCUGGUGGCCAUCCUGCUGAGUGGUUUCCUGCUGUGGAAAUUCUUGGAAAAGCGGUGUGCAGUGUCCGGAGUGGAGUGCGGCAACUCAGGGAUCUGCAUCAGCCCCUCGCUGUGGUGUGAUGGGGUUGUGCACUGCCCUAAUGGGGAAGAUGAGAACCGCUGUGUUCGCCUCUAUGGACCCAACUUCAUCCUUCAGGUCUACUCCUCACAGAGGAAGUCCUGGUACCCUGUGUGCCUGGAUGACUGGAGCGAGAGCUAUGCACGGGCAGCGUGCGCAGACAUGGGCUACAGGAACAGUUUUUAUUCUAGCCAAGGAAUACAGGAUGACAGUGGGGCAACCAACUUUAUGAAGCUCAACACAAGUGCCGGCAACAUCGAUCUCUAUAAAAGACUAUACCUGAGUGACAGCUGCUCCUCACAAAGCGUGGUCUCCCUGCGCUGCAUAGAGUGUGGUGUCCAAUCAUCAGGCCUGCAGAGCAGGAUUGUGGGCGGCUCCGCGGCUACGCUAGGCCAGUGGCCAUGGCAGGUCAGCCUGCAUGUGCAGGGUGUCCACGUCUGCGGAGGCUCCAUCAUCACGCCCCAGUGGAUCGUGACAGCUGCCCACUGCGUGGAAGAGCCCCUCAACAGUCCCCGGUACUGGACGGCAUUUGCAGGCAUUCUGAGGCAGUCCUUCAUGUUCUACGGAGACAGCUACCGGGUGGAAAAAGUGAUUUCACAUCCCAAUUAUGACUCCAAGACCAAGAACAACGACAUUGCUCUCUUCAAGCUGCAGACACCACUGACUUUCAAUGACAGAGUGAAGCCCGUGUGUCUGCCCAACCCUGGCAUGGUACUGGACCCUGAUCAGCAGUGCUGGAUUUCUGGGUGGGGGGCCAUCUAUGAGAAAGGAAAGACUUCAGAUGUGCUGAAUGCUGCCUGGGUGCCCCUCAUCGAGCGUUCCAAGUGCAACCACAAGUUCAUCUACAACAACCUGAUCACCUCGGCCAUGAUCUGUGCAGGGUUCCUGCAGGGCACCGUCGACUCCUGCCAGGGUGACAGUGGAGGGCCACUGGUCACGUUGAAGAAUGGCAUCUGGUGGCUGAUUGGGGACACAAGUUGGGGGUCCGGCUGUGCCAAGGCUUACAGACCUGGGGUGUACGGGAACGUGACCGUAUUCACAGACUGGAUCUACCAACAGAUGCGGGCGAACAGCUAAUCCGCAGGCUGCACCUGACAUCCAGCACAAGAACAGGAAGGGCUGACCUAAUUCCGGGCAGUGCCCUUCCCUCUAGUAAACAGUGAUUGCUGACCAUACUGGCCCUGUCCUUCGCAGGCUCUGGCACCCUCUCCCCACUGCUGUCCCUGACCCCUGCCUGGAAGUAGGGGCUGGGCCUGCCAGGUGUGGACUAGGGCUAAGUGCAGAGGACCAGUGGUGCUGAGCACUGGGUCAUCCCUCCAAACCCAUCCUAUGAGGGCCUGGAUGGUGAUCUCUCGGUGUCCAAUGGCCCGAGCAAGAAGGAGACUUGCCAGAGAGGGCCACCUCAAGGGAUGGGAAGCCUGGGGCCUGGCUCUCCAUAAGCAGUAUAGUCUGCUAAAAUUUUUGGGUCGUACUGAGGGCCUUUGCACUGAACUACAUUCCCAGCUCUUUGUAAAAAUUUUUAUUUUGAGACAAGCUCUUGCUAAAUU
Messenger RNA from Octodon degus (degu), 2075 nucleotides. It is a transcript of the gene Tmprss2, whose product is annotated as transmembrane serine protease 2. The transcript has 14 exons. Gene Ontology annotation, molecular function: serine-type endopeptidase activity; protein binding. NCBI's taxonomy places the organism in Eukaryota, Metazoa, Chordata, Mammalia, Rodentia, Octodontidae. The coding region runs from base 133 to 1605 and encodes 490 amino acids. Gene Ontology annotation, biological process: protein autoprocessing. Gene Ontology annotation, cellular component: membrane. The record is from RefSeq and is a predicted model, not a curated record.